AUGUCGCUCUCGGCUAGUCAGCAGGAUGCUCUAGAGCAACUAUGGGCGGUGACGGAUUCUCAAUCGGCCCCUUCUCGCGAGCGAGACGAGCGACUUUUAAGAGAAAACGGAUGGGACGUGCAGCGCACUGUCGAGCUCAUAUUCGCUUCUGCAGAUGAUCAAGGCUCUUCUGCUGGUCCGUCUCGACCUUCCCCGCCGACAUACGAGCCUAUGGAAGUGGAUGAUUCUAUGGCAUACCCUGAUCUUCAACCUAGAUCCAGGCGUCGACCUGCAAGCCGAUCUCUCUCGGGGAGCGGGACGAGCGGAGUAGGUCUUUGGGGAUUCAUAACCUUUCCUAUACGUCUAGUGUGGUCUGUAUUCACUGGAACAUGGUACUUUUUCAUCCGUACUUUCAUACCGCUCUCUUUCCUACCGCAUUUCCCGAGAGCUCUCUUACCGCCUGCUCGACCUACAGGAUCGACAACUCAUCGAGCUCUUGAUCCGACAGCUGAAAGUCUCGCAUUCAUCCGCGAUCUUGAAGUGUAUACUGGCGCUUCAGCUGCGAAUCGCACGUUGCCCGAUUUCUACGCUGGACCGUACCGUGAAUUCCUCUCGCAAGUGAGGAAACAAGGCAAAGUCGGACUGGUGGUGUUGAUGUGUGGAGAACACGAAGAUGAUGAAGAAUUUAAGAGGGAUGUUUUGAUUGAUUCGGAUCUGGUCAGGACGCUGAAAGAUAAAGACAUCAUGGUCUGGGCGGCGGAUAUUAGAUCAAGAGAGGGAUAUCAGGUGUCUCAAACGCUCCUCGUUACGACGUAUCCCUCUCUCACAUACGUUUCCCUAUUACCUGCAUCACCCACGUCUAAUUCUACAGCCUCGCCUCGCCUAUCCGUACUUUCGACAUUGUCAGGUCCACCUAGUACCACCACAUCCGCCUCGUCAAUCGUUCAGACGCUCACCAAUUCCAUUCUCCCGCGUACCGGUCCUUUCCUCGCUCGACUGAAACGCGAGCGGCUGACGCUCGAGGAAGCUCGACAUUUGAGAGAAGAGCAGGAUCGAGCAUUCAAAGCGGCCGAACGGAAGGAUCGGGAAAGGCUCCAGGCUCAGAGACAGGCAGAACAAGCUGAACGCUUGACAAAGGAGCGCGAAGCGAGAGAACUAGCUGAAAAAGCUUCGCAGGUCGAGAAGAGGAGACAGUGGAGGAGAUACGCUAGGAAACACCUGUUACCACGAUCCGAGGGGUCCAUCCGAGUCGCUCUCCGCACACCUAUAUCGUCUGAGAGGGUCAUUCGACAAUUCCAACCCGGUCCUUCGACUAUGCCCUUGUUCAUCCUCGCGGAGACGCUACUCAUCCCGCCUUCAGACGUGCCAGAAGAAGAUCCAGAGAGCCCGCCGGAAGGAUACGAACCUUCGUUCGACUUUCGAAUUGUCACAGCGUAUCCUCGAAAAGAGAUCGAAAGAGUCGAAGAAGGUGGUGAAGCGAUUUGGAACAAUGUUACAGCGGCUGGAGGUGCAUUGUUCGCUGAGAAAUUGGAUGGUGGAAAUUGGGGAGAUGAGGAGGUGAAGGCGUUGAAUGGGGAAGAUAGUGAAGAUGAAGAGGUCAUCGAAUAA
This is a messenger RNA of Kockovaella imperatae, 1587 nucleotides long. RefSeq lists its product as hypothetical. The transcript has 4 exons. The coding region runs from base 1 to 1587 and encodes 528 amino acids. NCBI's taxonomy places the organism in Eukaryota, Fungi, Basidiomycota, Tremellomycetes, Tremellales, Cuniculitremaceae. Gene Ontology annotation, cellular component: endoplasmic reticulum. The record is from RefSeq and is a predicted model, not a curated record. Gene Ontology annotation, molecular function: ubiquitin binding.